CCGCUGGCCGCUGCCCCACCCACCGUAUCCCAAGCGGAUCACCCCCAAUCCUUGCGUUCCUGCAUGCCUGCAUCUAUAAAUCGCCCGGCACCCUCCCGCCCGGAACCGGCAACUCGUUACCGCUACGGUGCCACCGAUCCGAGUACAAUUCCGUGUUCAUUUCGCAGGCAUCUUCGAUUAAAAAGCUAGCAAGAGAGCAAGCAGGCGAUCGAUGGCCCCGAGCGCGUCGAUGCUGUUCCUGAGCUACCACCAGCUCCACCAGCCGGCGGCGGAGGCGACGCCGCGCAAGGAGGCGGCUGCCGCGGCCGCGGGCGGCUUCCGGCUCAGCCUGAGCAGUGUUCUGUCAAUCCCGAUGUUCGAGCGGCGGCGGGAGGCAGCGGCACCGGCGGUGCGGGCGGAGGGGAAGACGGUGCGCGAGCGCGACGCCGGCGAGGACAUCAAGUCGUCGUCGGCUAAUAAGGAGCUGGAAGAGAAGUUCGAGGAGGCGCUGCGCCUCAGCUGCUGGUCUUCGUGAACGAUCGAAGCGGAGACGCGUGCAUGCCGCCGAGUCGAAGCGAGGGAUUGCGUGCGGAUUGCUUCGUUAUCCUUGUUCUCGAGCUAGUAGUACGAAGAAAAAUUAAGAUGCUAGCUAGCUAACUACUGCUCCUGCUCUGUUUUGAAUUUGAUCUGUGCAUAUCCUUCCUGUAAAAUAAUCUUGCUGCGUAGCCUUUUCGUUAUGCCGGAGUUAUUUUCUUGA
This is a messenger RNA of Setaria italica (foxtail millet), 736 nucleotides long. RefSeq lists its product as uncharacterized. Bases 212 to 514 code for a protein of 100 amino acids. Lineage: Eukaryota; Viridiplantae; Streptophyta; Magnoliopsida; Poales; Poaceae. The record is from RefSeq and is a predicted model, not a curated record. The transcript has a single exon.